AUGGUCUCCGGAGCCGAGAAGAAGAAGCGACGUGCCGCCGCCGCCGCCGCUGCCGAAGCAAACGUCGCGCUGCCAUAUACCAGUGUGGAUCCACCCAAGCACAGCACUUUUGCGUCACCGGCAUCGGUCAACAUACCCUCGAACACAACGAGCGCGGUUUCAAUGCUGCCCCAUCCGUUCGACAAGUUCGUGAGCCGCAUCGACCCCACUUUGCUCAUCGAGUUGUACUUCGACCUGGGCGUACUUUACAAGGAGCUGGAUAAGGAGAAGCACGAGAAAAGCUGGCAUGAAGGUUACCUCGUUCGUCUGGAUCUUGGGAAGGUUGAGGGUCGCAAGGAGGGCGCGACACAGAUGCGUCGCGAAGUUCGCGACGAAGUUCAGGACGAUAUGCGGCGCGAGCGCAUGCGUCGCAAAUGCGAGAUCGCCACUCAGACGGAGCCGCUUCCACUUCCGCCUUUGUCAAGCACCAUACCACCGCCCGCACCUCAGUCUCAAUUGCAAUUCAAUUGGGCUGAAGAUGUCGACACGGUACUAUCGUCUCAGCCCCCGCCGAUCAUCCCACUUGCUACCGCACCACGCGAUCUCUCGUCGCUUCGUCCAUCAAACGGCUCAAAACCUUUCGGCUCGCUUCAGAAGCGCAAUCGUCGUGCUCAUUGUCGGUUUAGGGAUACAAUCUUUCCUUCAUCUCAAGAUCGUCGCAUGGCAUCUGGACGCUCACGGCGAGAGUCUUUGCGCCGAAUUCACCAUGAUAACGCUCGACCAUUCACACCAAUUUACUUUUGA
Peniophora sp. CBMAI 1063 is the source of this 783-nucleotide messenger RNA. NCBI's taxonomy places the organism in Eukaryota, Fungi, Basidiomycota, Agaricomycetes, Russulales, Peniophoraceae. The record is from the annotation of a GenBank genome assembly.